AUCCUAGUUCCAAGUCCCCUUUAAGUCAGAAGCUGCACUUCAUGAUGACAUGGAUAACUAUAUUGUAUCUCAUUCUUUCCUAGGAAUAGUCUGUUUUGUAGGCGAAGCUAAGCAAACAAAAUGGAAUAUGGAGCAACUGUCACUACAAGGAAUUUAUUUUUAGCCCCUACUGUAAAUCUGUAGAGUUCAGUUAUCUCCUUGGAUUUUUUUUUCUUUGAGAUAACAUUUACUUAACUGAAGGCCCUCCCAUGAAGGUCGUAGCUAAAUAUUAACCACUUAGUAGGAAGUGAAAAUGCUCAUUUAAAAACUGGAUUAUUUUAACACCACAAAAAUACAAUAAUAAAUAGGUCUAUUUUCCUUUUAAAAUCUGUGUCAGCUAAGCAUCGACGCAGAACAGGUGUCUGUGGAGUCAGACUAAGCUCGAAGACUGGGAGUGGAUGGGAGUGGCUGUACACCUGCCCAACCUGUUCGUGACAUAUGACUCCGGCAGAUUUUUAUCCUUGAGUCCUUUGUUGAGGUUAUCUGAACGGCGGUGGGAUGGCGGAUCCGACAAAUCCUGCAGCUACGUCUUUCCCAGCGCCGACAAUUUCGUUACCUUUGGGACCUGAUGUAUUAAGGACAUACUCCGGAGCCUUGAUAUGCUUAGAAAUUGUGUUUGGAGGACUGGUAUGGGUCUUGGUGGCGUCGUCCAACGUACCCGUGCCUCUACUGCAAGGCUGGGUGAUGUUUGUAUCCAUAACCAUGUUCUGCUGCUCUACGGCAUACCUGCUUUUGUUCUUACUGGGUUUGGCUGACCGAAUCAACACAAACUGGAAUUUCCUGGACAUGUUCUACCAUUUCAUUGCACUGCUUUGCUACUUUGGUGCUUUUCUGCUGGAGGCUGCAACUACAUCUGCGUGGACACUUACUAAUGGCACUGCCGUACCGAGUGGAAACAUCCUCACAGUCCUCAGUGUUCAGCAGCACAACAUUAAUGUGGCAGCUACUAUAUUUGCCUUCGUGGUAACCUUGUGCUAUGGAUGCAGCAUGUUCAUGGGCUUUAAAAGAUGGAGAAAGUAGUACUGAGAAACUCUUUCACAACAAAGACAUUCUCACACACAUUCUGUGGUGAUAUCCUACACAGGAUUAUUUAACAUUACAUGAUAUUUUAUGUUAAAUGUAAAGGGGUUAAAUGUCAGUCUUAUGCGAAAUCAUGCAGUAGGCUCAUGUAAUGUGGAUGCAUUUGUACUAUAUAUUAAUGUAUUCCGUGUUGACCUCAUUAAAUAUUUUCUAGGUCAAUUAUAUUUCACUGACUGUUAUUGAUUAUAAUUUGCACCAAGUAUUUCAGACAGAUUGGAAAAUAGUAAAGUUAUGUAAUUUUAGUUAUGUAAAUGUAUUUGUGCACUGCAGUUACAUACAAAACAUUUGCUAUAGGUUACUCCUAUACAAAACAUCUACUAUAGGUUUAAGAGCUAGUAUUUUAGAUUUUUAUUGUUGACUUUGCACUGGUAUAAUAAUUAGUAUAUCUAACCUAUUGUAUUAGGCUCAUUACUGUUCGAACUACGGCACAUUGGCUUGUGAUUGAUGAGAUAUUGUAUCUAUUAGUGUUUGGGACAUUGUUUGUAUAAUGUAUUUUGUAAUAAAUAAACAAAACAAACUAAAAUAU
This is a messenger RNA of Clupea harengus (Atlantic herring), 1645 nucleotides long. RefSeq names its product mal, T cell differentiation protein 2 (gene mal2). The record is from RefSeq and is a predicted model, not a curated record. Lineage: Eukaryota; Metazoa; Chordata; Actinopteri; Clupeiformes; Clupeidae. Gene Ontology annotation, cellular component: membrane. Gene Ontology annotation, molecular function: structural constituent of myelin sheath. Gene Ontology annotation, biological process: myelination.